This is a messenger RNA of Filobasidium floriforme, 1494 nucleotides long. RefSeq lists its product as uncharacterized. The coding region runs from base 104 to 1315 and encodes 403 amino acids. The record is from RefSeq and is a predicted model, not a curated record. Lineage: Eukaryota; Fungi; Basidiomycota; Tremellomycetes; Filobasidiales; Filobasidiaceae. The transcript is spliced from 3 exons.
GAACAAGACUGUCAUCUUCGUUGAUUGAUUGUCAAUUCAUCGCCCUUGAGCUUUCAAACGAACUGUCACCCAUUGAGAGUUGCCGUACGGCGGAAGAACGAGGAUGACUCUGAUCUCUUCGAACAACCUCCUGAAAGCCGCCGUGCUUGUCAACGGAACUCCAGCCAGACCUUGGGAUAUCAAUCGGGAUAAGUCGAAUGAAACCUCGGGAACUAUUAACCUUGUCGGGAAAAGGCCCUUCAGCAUCGAAUUAGAUGUGGCCGCAUACUUCUCCAGUAGAGUCCCCCGACUUCGAGGACAACCCAAUGCGGACGUGUUGCGUCGGAACCGUGCGCAGGCACAUCUUCAAGACUGCACCGACUUGCGAGCCGAGGUAUAUCUCGACGAAUCCCACAUCCUCACUAUCAACUUCCCAUGCACCCAGAAUCAGUCGUUCUCUGGCAGUUGGAGCAAGCCAAACGACCCUGCAAUCGAGGCCAAGCAGAUCUAUGCGACUCAUUGCGAAGCGCAUAUCGAAAUCGACAUCUUCAGGUGUAUCCUGGUACCGGCUAAAACAGCCAAACGAUCUGCUAAGCGAGCGAAGACAGAAAGGGAUGAGUAUGAGGAAGACCUCCAGGCUGCAGAUCAACCUGAUGAUCCCGAAGCAUGGAAGGUCUUUGCCAUGUGGGAUGACGAUGAUAAACCCUAUCACUCGUUUGACUUUACGUAUGUGGAUCUUGAACGUUGGGAACGGGAAAAAGCCGAGCAGCGGCAGCGACAGCGACAUGCUGGCAAACGUGGAGAGCGCGACGAUGCUGAGCCGCAGGUCGAGACGGCUGAGGAACAGCAAGGCUUAGAGAACGCUGUAGAUGUGGAUCAGCCAAGCGAGCCAGAGGGAAGACAGCCGGAUUCUGUCCAGCUUGCUGCCGAUCUGGAACGUCGAUUGCAAGAGGUUGAACAACGAGAGCGUGUGAUUACUCAACAAGAGCAGGAUCUCGCUGAGCAACGUCAAAGAGCUCACCGAGAACAGCGGGAAAUCGCGCGGGGGCUCGAGGAGCGUGAAAGAGUACUUUUGCAGCGUGAACGAGACUUGGAUGCACGGUGUGCGUGCAGCUCCCGAGUCGUGCCACAAGUAGGCGAGGACGAGCGGAAGCCGAACAUCGAGCAUCGAGAGCACUUGCAACACCUACAUUGUGAGGCGGUUAACCAGGUACCCAAGAAAGAAGCUUCCAAUCCGCAUGAGCCUGUCAGCGAGAAGAAGGGCAAAGGUAGAGCCCCGUCUUUGUCUCGUUCUUCCAGCAAGCGACCUCGUCGGGACAGCGAUACUGUUCGCUAAGUGCACGGCAAUCCGGGAUUGACCUGCGGAACGAGGAAUGGGUACCAAGGCGAAUACUAACAAGCGAAUCACAUCAAGCCUUGUACAAGAGCUGCUUCUCGAAUUCGAUACACGCAGCUCAGCCAGUCAACAUGUCCGAAACAAUAUGCUUUAAAUCGAUGUCAUGGGCUGUAUUACAA